This is a messenger RNA of Vitis vinifera (wine grape), 3347 nucleotides long. RefSeq names its product myosin-binding protein 3. Lineage: Eukaryota; Viridiplantae; Streptophyta; Magnoliopsida; Vitales; Vitaceae. Bases 298 to 2736 code for a protein of 812 amino acids. The record is from RefSeq and is a predicted model, not a curated record. The transcript has 4 exons.
GUCGUGUGGACUGGGGGAAAUAUAAAGCACAGCAUAUGGACGAACUCGCUCUCUUUCUGGGCGCUUACGUGACAAGGAUUGAAUCGGAGGGGAGUGAUCUCAAUUUUCAACAAACACUCGGCGGCCUUCCUUCGUGGGAAAGAAAUUUUGCUUUUACCUCAACUGAAAACUUGUAAGUGGGGGUGGAGCUGUGGAGCUGUGGAGCCUUGGUUGAUUCGGACUGGCCAUUUGUUUUAUUUCACUGCAGUUUGCUCGUGACCCAAGGGAGGGUUGGAAAUAAGAUUUGGGGCAGGGGGGAUGGCUUGCCAGGAGAUUCAUUCGUGGACGUUUGGUGGAUUGGUGGGCGCCUAUCUUGAUCUCGCUAUAGCCUAUCUUCUACUGUGUGGAUCAACUCUUGCCUUUUUCGCCUCUAAGUUUCUGAGCUUUUUUGGCUUGUGUUUGCCAUGCCCUUGCAACGGCUUCUUUGGCAACCCAAAUGGAGACAAUUGCUUGCAAAAGUUUCUUGUUGAUUACCCAACUGAGAGGAUCUCUUCCGUUCAAUUGUGCGUGAAGAGCAAAUUCCCCUUUGAUUCGGUGUGGGCAAAUGAAGGGAGUCCCCAUCCCAAUUGGAAGUUGCUGAAAGGGAGAAACAGUGAUGAUGGGGCGGUUGGAUUGGAAGGUGAAGCCUCGUGUAGCUCGUUUUGGGAUGUGAUGAGAUCCCCGGAUAUAGCUGGGAAAGACUCAAUUUCAAGAAAUGGAUCCUGUGGAGUGAUGAACACGCCGGCUUUGAAAGAAGGAAAGUCCGAUACGAAGGGGAAAAGGGUUAGCAAUCAGAGGCCCAAAACAGGUGUUCGGCGCCGUCGGAGAAGUGCAGUUGAUCAUGGGAAGUUUUCUUCAGUUUCAUCAUUUGAUCCUCCACGCUUGGAUGCACCAAGUGGUCUUCGGUCUCCUUCUAGUGUCAGUGAAACAGGUGAGGCAUUUGUUGGAAAAACCUUGGUCCCUGAUGCUUCCGGUGGGGAGGAUGGUUUUCAGGAUGAGUUGGUUCCCAUUCUUAUUGAUUUGGGAGAAAGAGCCCUACAUGGCAUUAAGUUGAAUGAACACAUUGAUGAAGAUAAGCCCUCUGAGAAGGAUGCAUCAUCUGCUGAAGAGGUGAAAUGCAAUGCACGAGGAAAGCUAUCAUUUAAUGGUAACACAGAAAAUACAGUUAGAGUCUUGGAACAAGCCCUUGAAGAAGAGCAUGCUGCUCGUGCUGCUCUGUACCAUGAGCUCGAGAAAGAGAGAAGCGCUGCUGCAUCUGCUGCAGAUGAGGCUAUGGCUAUGAUAUUGCGUAUCCAAGAGGAAAAGGCAUCAAUAGAAAUGGAAGCUCGGCAAUUUCAGAGAAUUAUAGAAGAAAAAUCUGCUUAUGAUGCUGAAGAAAUGAACCUUCUGAAAGAAAUUCUUCUAAGGAGAGAAAGGGAGAAACAUUUCUUGGAGAAGGAAGUUGAAGCCUAUAGGCAAAUGAUGUUCUCUGAAAAUGAUCUAUUAGAAGGUAAUACGCAUGAUAUAGUUGAUACACCAGAACAGAGGCCCAUUUCUUCUCUUUAUUUAAGUGAGGACCCAGUAUUGAUGCUGCGGCGGAUUAGUGAAUCUAUUGAUAAAGAGGAAAAGGUAAAAGAUGCAGAUAGAUGUUCUGUUUAUGAAUCAACAUCUAUAGAGAUGAAAUAUCCUACCCUUUCUUUUAGUAAAGAAUUACCUAUUCCCGAUUGGGAAGAAGAUGCAGACUUGUCAAAAGGAGGGGAGAUUCAUGUGAAUCCAAACGUUGGCAAACACCAUUCACAUAAAUCAGGACUUAAUGGUAAGUGCAAUGAAGAGUUUCAAGAGAAGGGAAUGUUACCAGUGGAUGAGAAUCAAUGUGCUCAGAAAAGAGGGGUGCAGAAACUAGGGGCAUGUUCACAGUUAUAUAGGUCAAGCAGUUCUCAAGAAAAUUCUUUUCUUGAGAAAGCUAGUGCCCCAAUAGGUGAAGACCAAAAACAAAGUGGUGAAAUCAAAUUAUUUCAAGGAAUUAUAUCAACGACAACCAAAACUCAUGCUGAAGCUGAGAUGCAUGUUCCACAUGAUGGUGAAGAUCUGGACAAGCUCGGAAAGACUGCAGAUCACGAAAGCAAAGAUCACUGUUGCUCAGCAUUUGAUAUUGAGCCUCGUGUUCAUGAUGUUCAUGUCAUUGAUCAUGAAUCUAAUCUGUGUAAUGAGGCAAAUGAAAGCAAAAUUGAACAGACUCCAGAUAUUCCUGCAAAACUUGACCCCCCUGUUGAAGCUUCUCUGAUUCAAAGGAUUGGUGUUGUUUGUGAUUUUCCGAUGAUGAGCACAUUGGAAAGUGAAACAAACAAUGACCAAAGCUUUUCAGACAUAACUAAUGGGUUGCCACCACUGGGUGGUUCACGAGGAAAAGCUUUGCUUUCUGAUAUGCGGAGACAUUCUAUCUCUUCAGUUGAUAAUGAAAGGUUGAAGAUUGAAACUGAAGUUGAGAGGCUCCGAGAAAGGUUGAGGAUUGUGCAAGAAGGAAGAGAGAAGCUCAACUUCUCUGUGGAGCACAGGGAGAGGGAAAAUAUUCAAUUGCAACUUUUGGAGGAUAUAGCAAGCCAGCUUAGAGAGAUUCGGCAGCUAACUGAACCUGGGAAGGCUGUACGCCAGGCUUCUUUGCCUCCUCCAUCUUCUAAGGUUAUGUCAAAGAAAAGGCGCUGGCGAAGUGCAUCCUUAGGAGUGCAUCAAAGCACUUAAAUCAGGUAAAACUAUUACUCAUACACCAACAGAGCUGGUUGUGUUGUGUUGACUACCUUAAAUGCUUGAGAACUUUCUUGUACUUGGAAUCAUUUACAAGAAAGAUGGUUAGCACUUGAGCAUUCUGUUUCUUUUUGUUACUUGGAGUUCACUUACAUGGGCUUUGGUUGUAUUAGUAUUCUACAGUCAUUUUUCUUGACAUUAAUUUCUGUGGACAUACAAACUGUGUUGUAGAACUCCUCUGGAGAGCCUUACCUGAGCCUUCAAACAGCAUGUCUAUCAUUGAGACUGGAUGAAGUUGCGACUUAAUCAUUAACAGGAGAUGGUAGGAUUGCAGUUGUAAAGUUAAUGAGCAGCAUAGUUUGUGAAGAGUUCUAGCCAGGUAGCUACCCCUCAGGAAGUUGGUUUAUCUUGAUUCUUGUCUUUCUUAUUAGCUGGGUAGUCUCUUAGACAAAAGUGGCAGCCAAGUACAUUGCAUCUUGAGCUGCAUUUAUUCUGUACUUGUAUUGAUUCAGUUCCCGUGCUUGUACAUAUCUAGUUGGAUAAAGUCAGGAGACAAUGAAAUAAUGGAUGAAUAAAAGUAAUAUGAGGCAGUUUUAGGUUGUACAUAA